Molecule: messenger RNA, 7153 nt
Organism: Drosophila ananassae
Lineage: Eukaryota; Metazoa; Arthropoda; Insecta; Diptera; Drosophilidae
Gene: dlg1
Product: disks large 1 tumor suppressor protein
Exons: 19
Coding region: 1073-4651 (1192 amino acids)
Biological process (GO): chemical synaptic transmission
Cellular component (GO): neuron projection; postsynaptic density membrane; neuromuscular junction
Molecular function (GO): kinase binding
Source: RefSeq, a predicted model, not a curated record
UAUGUAUAUGAAUCGGUCGGGUCGGUGUAACGAAAAAAAAGGCGAGAAAAAGGAACAAAAAUGCAGUGCUGCUCUCCUUAUCCCGAUAAAUUUCGAAAAAAUCAGGCAAGGACUUGCUCUCACACGGGAAUGAAAAAAAAAAAAUAAACCGUUUUUUUUAUAGUGCUGUGCUCCUUUUUUUUCUCACAUCCUUUGACUGUGUAAUACACCUAUGGUAAUGUGUGUAUGGUGAAUGGAACGAAAUAAAUUGAAUCAAAUGCAAGCCAAGGAUAUCGCAAGGAUCCGAUCGCAAUUCCAGACGUAGCGGGUCUCCUUUUUUGUUGUUGUGUUGUGCCACUGUGUGUGUGUGUGUGUGUGUGUGUGUGCAGAAGACGGAGGCUAUAUAUUAGAGGAUAUAUUAGAGAUAUCGCCGAAUUUCCAGUGCACUCCACUGUGCCACCACUGAAAUGUGAAAUUCCCAGAGAAAUAAUGAAAUAAUAUUAACAAAAAAAAAAAAAGAAAUAUAAACGUAAACCCAAGCCGAAACGUAACGUAACGUAACGCAAAGUAACGUAACGCACACGUAACUGUAACCACAACUGCCCCAAAAAAGAAAAGUUAAAAAAUUAAUAAUUAAAAACCAGAAACCAGAAACCAGAAACCGAAACUGUAAGCGCAAAAAUUCAAAAUCAAAGAAUCUCCAAGCCAAAACAAACGUAUUUGUACGUAUAUUGAAACUAUAUACCAUACUGUAUAACUGUAUAACUAUAUAUUAUAUAUUAUAUAUUGUAUUGAAACAUCCAUACUUGUGUAUAUGUGCCUGCAGACCUAAAAACAAACUUAACUUAGUUAAAAAAAAAUCAUAAAAUCAUAAAAGAGUAAUAAAAUACGAAGCCAAAAACAAUCCAGAGACAAACACACACACACUCCUCCUCAGGACAUACAGGAUACUCUUUCAGUCGAAAAGGAUACCAGGAAAAUACUCAAAAUUGCGACCCAAGCCCUGCCCAGUUCUCAAAGCUGCACCACCGCCGCAGCCGCCAGCACCACCACCCACUUGGACCUCAACAUCAGCAGCAGCACCACCCACAGGAUGCCAGUGAAGAAGCAAGAAGCUCAUCGCGCUCUCGAGCUGCUCGAGGACUACCACGCUAGACUCUCCGAGCCGCAGGAUCGGGCGCUGCGUAUUGCAAUCGAACGCGUUAUACGCAUAUUUAAGUCUCGCUUGUUUCAAGCGCUGUUAGAUAUACAAGAAUUCUAUGAAUUGACUUUAUUGGAUGACUCGAAGAGCAUACAACAAAAAACUGCGGAGACCUUGCAAAUUGCAACAAAAUGGGAGAAGGAUGGACAGGCCGUUAAGAUAGCCGAUUUUAUAAAAACUUCAAAUUUAAAUCGCAAUUGCGCCUAUGAGUUUAACAACGACGCCUCAUCCAAUCAGACUCAGACUCAGACUCAGAAUCAGAAUCAGAAUCAGACCAACCAAUCAGCUCUCAAUCAAAAUCAGAUCGCCAAUAAUGUCGCGAACAGUGCCCAAGCACAUGCCGAGGCCCUCAGCAGAACAUUUAAGAGUGAAUUGGAAGAGAUCUUGAACCAGCGGAUGCGCAUUGAAUCGGAUACGGAAAACGCCAAGGAGGAGCCGGCCGAACAGCAGCAGCAGCAGCAGCAGCAGCAGCAGCGCAGCUCCCGAUCGCCGCAGCAGCAGAGCCAGCAACCCCUGACCCCAGCCCAGGCGGCGGGCUCGAAGCCGCGGAGUGGGUCGCAGACCGUCAAUGGCGACGACAGCUGGCUGUACGAGGACAUCCAGCUGGAGCGAGGCAACUCCGGACUGGGCUUCUCCAUCGCCGGAGGCACCGACAAUCCCCACAUCGGCACCGACACCUCCAUCUACAUCACCAAGCUGAUCUCCGGCGGAGCAGCUGCCGCCGACGGCCGGCUGAGCAUCAACGACAUCAUCGUCUCUGUGAACGAGGUGUCCGUGGUGGAUGUGCCGCACGCCGCGGCGGUGGACGCCCUCAAGAAGGCCGGCAACGUGGUCAAGUUGCAUGUGAAGCGGAAACGGGGCGCCACGGCGGCCACCACCCCGGCCCCGGGUGCGGGCGAUGCCCGGGACAGUGCGGCCGGCGGGCCGAAGGUCAUUGAGAUCGACCUGGUCAAGGGCGGCAAGGGCCUGGGCUUCUCCAUAGCCGGCGGCAUUGGCAACCAGCACAUCCCCGGCGACAACGGCAUCUACGUGACCAAGCUGAUGGACGGCGGAGCGGCUCAGGUGGACGGCCGCCUCUCCAUCGGGGACAAGCUGAUUGGAGUCCGCACCAACGGGAGCGAGAAGAAUCUGGAGAAUGUAACGCACGAACUGGCGGUGGCCACGCUGAAGUCCAUCACCGACAAGGUGACACUCAUCGUGGGCAAGACCCAGCACCUGACCAGCAGCGCCUCGGUCGGGGGAGGAGGCCUCUCGGCCGGACAGCAGCUGUCGCAGUCGCAGUCCCAGUUGGCGACCAGCCAGAGCCAGAGCCAAGUCCACCAGCAGCAGGCGCACAUGGCCAACUCGCAGUCAACAGGUGCGCUAAACAGUGUGGGCCAUACGGUUGUGGAUGCGGCGCCCCAAUCUGUAGCGGUUGCGGCAGCGGCAUCUGCAACCGCAUCAGCAACUGCAUCUGCAUCUGCAUCUGCAUCUGCAUCAGUCAUUGCCAGCAACACAAGCACAGUCACCACAGUCAGCAAAUUGCCGCCGUCGCUUAGCAAUAAUAGCAAUAACAUCAACAACAACAUUACCAGCAGCAGCAGCAGCAACAGCAACAACACCGUCACCACCAACAACAACAACAACAACAACAACAACAACAGCAGCAGCAGCAGCAGCAGCAACAGUGGCAACAUACACGUUGCAGCAACAACUGCAGCUGCACCACCCGCCUCUGCCCCAGCCACCUUCUAUAACAAUAACGCUUCCAUGCCCGCCCUGCCCGUUCUCGAGUCCAAUGCGACCACCACCAACCGCUCCCAAUCACCCCAGCCGCGUCAGCCCGGCUCGCGUUACGCCUCCACAAAUGUCCUGGCCGCCGUACCACCAGGAACUCCGCGCGCCGUCAGCACCGAGGACAUCACCAGGGAGCCGCGCACUAUUACCAUACAGAAGGGACCUCAGGGCCUGGGCUUCAAUAUUGUGGGCGGCGAGGACGGCCAGGGCAUCUACGUGUCCUUCAUUCUGGCCGGCGGCCCUGCGGAUCUCGGCUCGGAGCUGAAGCGCGGCGACCAGCUGCUCAGCGUAAACAAUGUCAACCUAACGCACGCCACUCACGAGGAGGCGGCCCAAGCGCUCAAGACUUCAGGCGGCGUAGUCACCCUGGUGGCGCAGUACCGGCCGGAGGAGUACAACCGGUUCGAGGCCCGCAUCCAGGAGCUGAAGCAACAGGCCGCCCUCAGUGCCGGCGGUACGGGAACGCUGCUCCGCACCACGCAGAAGCGAUCGCUGUACGUGCGGGCCUUGUUCGACUACGAUCCGAAUAGGGACGAUGGCCUGCCCUCCAGGGGACUGCCCUUCAAGCACGGCGACAUCCUGCACGUGACCAACGCCUCCGACGACGAGUGGUGGCAGGCGCGCCGCGUUCUGGGCGACAACGAGGACGAGCAGAUCGGCAUUGUGCCCUCGAAGCGGCGCUGGGAGCGCAAGAUGCGGGCCAGGGAUCGCAGCGUCAAGUUCCAAGGACACGCGGCGGCCAACAACAAUCUGGACAAGCAAUCGACAUUGGAUCGAAAGAAAAAGAAUUUCACAUUCUCGCGCAAGUUUCCGUUUAUGAAGAGUCGCGAUGAGAAGAAUGAAGACGGAAGCGACCAAGAGCCCAACGGAGUUGUGAGCAGCACCAGCGAACUAGACAUCAAUAGUGUCAACAACAAUCAGUCGAACGAGCCGCAACCCUUUAUGCUUUGCUACACACAAGACGAUGCCAAUGCUGAAGGAGGCGAGAUUAUCUACAGGGUGGAGCUACCCGAUAUGGAGCAGAUAACUCUGAUCUACUUGGAGAAUAGCGAUGCUGACUAUCCUUCCGAGGAGAAUGUGCUGUCCUACGAGGCCGUGCAGCGCCUGUCCAUCAACUACACGCGUCCCGUGAUCAUCCUGGGACCGCUGAAGGAUCGCAUCAACGAUGACCUAAUAUCCGAGUACCCCGACAAGUUCGGCUCCUGUGUGCCACAUACCACCCGACCCAAGCGGGAGUACGAGGUGGAUGGCCGGGACUACCAUUUCGUGUCCUCGCGCGAGCAGAUGGAGCGCGACAUCCAGAAUCAUCUGUUCAUCGAGGCGGGGCAGUACAACGACAACUUGUACGGCACCUCGGUGGCCAGUGUGCGCGAGGUGGCCGAGAAGGGCAAGCACUGCAUCCUGGACGUGUCCGGGAAUGCCAUCAAGCGGCUGCAGGUGGCCCAGCUCUACCCCGUGGCCGUCUUCAUCAAGCCCAAAUCAGUGGACUCUGUGAUGGAGAUGAAUCGUCGCAUGACGGAGGAGCAGGCCAAGAAGACUUACGAGCGGGCUAUAAAGAUGGAGCAGGAGUUCGGCGAAUACUUUACCGGCGUGGUCCAGGGCGACACCAUCGAGGAGAUCUACAGCAAAGUGAAAUCGAUGAUCUGGUCCCAGUCGGGACCAACCAUCUGGGUACCAUCCAAGGAAUCUCUAUGACCAACAGCCACCACAACCUGGACACUGCCGCCUCGAGUUCGCUGUCGACCCGUAUCGAGAUCCAACACGUCGGCAGCCGGAGGAGCCAACAGUCAGCAGCAGUCGCAACAGAAAACGCCGCACUGAUGAUGCAUCACAGAAGCAACAGUAGCUACAACAAUGACAGCAACAGGAACAGUAACAGCAACAGAAACCGGAAACACGGACAAUGACAAUUGACUGGAAAAGAAAAACAGCUAAACUAAACAGAUAUAUAUAUAUAUAAAUAUAUAUAUAUACGUAUAAUAAUAUAAUGACGCAGCCGCAGCAGCCAACUUAAUGUAGCAAAUUGUCCAACAACUUUUUUUUGGAUGCACACACACAGAGACACUCACGGGAGGUACGUCCAGAAGGACGUACAAUCCCAGAUCCCUGAUCCCAGACGCGAAGAGGAGCUGUAGAAGAGCGAGGAACAUCAGAGCAAAGCAUUUGGCAUCGUAGAGACAACCAGGAAGAUAAACAAAUAACCUUAAAUGGGUGUUCAAACUGAAGUGGAAGAGGGUGUAUAGUUUUUAGUUAGAGAAACAAAAAUGUUGGAAACAAAAGCGAAAUAUUAUAAUAAUUGUAUGAACAAGCCACUUAUAUAUAGACUAAGGAGUAACCCAGAUGGAUGAGGAUAUAGGAUGGAGGACAGAGGAUAACGGAUAACGGAUGAAGGAUAAACGAUAAACGAUGAAAGGAUAAAGCUUAGAGAAGUUCGUUAAGCGCUAGAGUGUUGUUUGUUUAUGUUGAUGUUUAUAUACGAGAGCCAAGAGUUAUAGCGAGUUAGUUAUGUUGACGAUAAUGUGUUUUUUGAUAUAUAUUGAUCUAUAUAUAUAUAAAUAUGUAUACAUGCAUAAGAGCCGGCAGACAGACAUACACACACACGGAUGCUAAUGCAUAAUGUAACUUUAAGUACGACAAUGUUUAGUAGCUGACUACGGAAAUAAUGACGAUGACACGGAUGUUGCUGAAGCAGAAGCAGAAGCGGAACCGGAAGCGAUAGUCAGAGAGAACCAGAGAGAGAGAGAGAGAGCUAGAGGGAGAGUGUGACGAUAACGAUUUACGAUUACGAUUAAUGAUAAAUAUAUUGAUGAAUAUAUAAAGCUAACAAAGAAAUGAUGAGGAUGAAGAACGUUGGUGCAUUUGUUGUUAGAUGUAUGUAAUUUUUCCCACUCGCCUUUGCCUAAAGCAACACAAACGAUAUAACUUUAAAUCCACACCCAAACAAACAAACAAUGCGUAUAAACGAGAGAAAGCUAAUGGAAAUUUUGCAUUAAAGCCCCAUUCAUUUAUUCAUACUACCAUGUCUACUUACACUCGAAACAUUUAGCAUAUAGCCCGCAAGAAAUCGUCGAAAUCGAAAUAUUCGCGCGCUCCUUUUGAAACGCGUCCACAAAGUCAUUUAACUAAAUAAAUAAUUAAAUAAAUAUAUACAGAUAUAUAUGUAUUGAUAUAUAUAUAAACACGAAACACCGCAUAAUUGUAAACUACGGCAACCGAGAAGGAAGGCAGCAGGAACGCAGGGAGACUUGAAGGGGAAAGGAAAAGCAAUUUGUUGUCGCGUUGAUUUAAAUAUAAUGGGUAAAAUAUAUUGUAUAUUUAACGAUCUAUGAAGGAAAAACAAAUAUAGUUUGUAGAUAAACACACACAGACACACAACCCAUAAAGAACAUACAUGGAUUACCGUUGCGGUCUAAUUUUAUAAAAAAAAAAAAAAGGUAAAUAAUUAAAAGAUAACAAUACACCUCGUAUUGGAGACAAAUCGAAUAAAUAAUAACAAAUAAACUAAAUUAAAUGAUAACACAAAGAGCUGGAGAUGAGAUCAACUUAAAUUAGAUACUAUAUAUUUGCUGAUUAAUUUAUAUAAACCAAUUUACGAUUUAUAGCCAACGCACACUGAGAGAAAAUAUGCAAACCACAUAUAAUUGCUAUCGAAAUUUGUUCAAGAAAAUUUAGCAAAAUUCAAGUUGAGUGUUAAUAUUAUUAUUCAUAAACGAAAGAUACGCAUAUACGAUUUUUUUUUAAAUAUAUUACUUACUACUAUUAUUAUUAUUUCCUCUUUCUCCUCUCCUCCUCCUCCGUCUCCUACUUGAAAUAUUCAAAUAUCCUUAUUUUUUUUUUUACUUUUACUCUUUUUUGUAAAAUGGAAAAAAGAAACGUUGACAAUGCCAGAGCAGCAGCUAUGGAUAUUAUUUAAAAAAUAUAUAUACAUACAUAUAAAUACUACGCAAUUACAGCAGAAAGAAGCAAGAAUUCAUUAUGAUUUUUCACAAUGUAUACGCCCCGAGAGCAUUGUUAUAUUUAAUAAACAGAACCUAAACCUAAAAGUGGGACACAAUUAACUGAAACAUCUAUGCGAAUAAUUUCGAGUCUAACGAUAAAUAACUUAAAAAGAAUCCAACACACGUCCCCCAGACACGAAGACGAAGACGACCUUAACUGUAAUAAACAAGCAAAAUAAAAAUUCAAACAAAUCGCAAA